This is a messenger RNA of Drepanopeziza brunnea f. sp. 'multigermtubi' MB_m1, 1764 nucleotides long. RefSeq lists its product as uncharacterized. Gene Ontology annotation, molecular function: protein binding. Lineage: Eukaryota; Fungi; Ascomycota; Leotiomycetes; Helotiales; Drepanopezizaceae. The record is from RefSeq and is a predicted model, not a curated record.
AUGACUGCUCCUCGAACCACAUCCCAAGACAUACGGCUUGGCUCAGCAGCACAGGAUGCAGCCCUCAGAGGAGCUUCGUUAGCUUUUGGGAAACCGCCUGUCAAACCGAAGCCCAAGAUUAAUACCUACAGCGGGAAAAAUGGCGCCCUCGCUGCGGCAAACUCAGUCGAAGGGGGCGCACGCCAGAGUCAGGGCCAAAACCAGAAUUCCCGGAACGUAAGGGCCUCAGGUCUGGAAGACCCCAGAGGGCCCGGAGGUGACCAAAGGCUAGCAUACCAGAAUACUGGAUCAAGUAUUGGCAGUAGGACGAAUGUGGGAGGGCUGGAUCGCAACGUCACUCCGCAACGGCCAGCAGGGGGAAGGGGGUAUCUUCAGCCUCCAGGAGCUCUGUCCGACCAGUCGAGAUCUGCCUCCUUCAUAGCUGCCACAAUCGCAGCCUCGCGCUCAGCAUCCACAAGCCCGAAUACAACGGGCCAGCAAGAGAUUUAUGCUGCGAAAAUGCGUAGACCCCAGGGUUCACGGUCGCCGUCUAUCAGAAGUAUGAACUCCUCGCGGAGUUCUGAAUAUGCCUUGGAUACGACUCCCAUACCGCCGACUACUUCCUUGAUUGGGAUGUUUGAGAAGAAUGAGGCAUCUACCCGCUCUGUUAAGCGGUUUCCUGCCGAAAGAGCAGCUAAAGCAACUCCGACGAAAGUCGUCAGACCAGCUGAAUCCGAGUCUCAUCUGUCCAGGCCAGCUCGAACACCUUCGCCUCUAGCAAAUUUAGAACGAAGCCCUCCAGUUAAAGAAAACAAGCCAACAUUGGGACCCAAAAGCGCUUCCGAGAAAUCCGAAGUUCGGAAACCUCCUACAGGACAAAAACCCCCCCUUCCUCCUACGAAGCCUAUCCCCGUCCCAAAGAAAACAAGACCCCCUGUACUCGAGCUUGAUCCCGAUAAUGACGCCUCUUCGGACGACUCCUUCGUCUCCGCAUCAGACUACCAAACCGAAAGCACUUCUCCGUACCAGCUUUCUUUCCGCGCCGAACUCGCUGCCAGAAAGUCUCGUCCCCAACACUCCAACAUCUCAGCCACCUCCUCUGUAACAGCCGUUGACUCCCUCGCCAACGCCAUUGUAGCCUCUUCCCUCGCUUCCUCACGCGCCGCAUCCCCCGCCAAAUCUCUAAACUCGUCAUCUAACACCUUAUACCCGGCUCCCCCUCCCCCGCGACGAAACGGAAGAACACACCUCUUCUACCAUUCGAAGGACGACCCAACGCGGACACCCAGCCCCGCGAAGCCACAGGGGCCGGUACUCAAAACCACACUACGGAAGAAGAAAAGCAAAGCGGAAAUUGACGAGCGGGAGAAGCGACAAGGGAAGAAGAGCUUCGUGAAGAAACACCCAAACAAGCACAACGAAGGCGACCGAAAACGUUGGCGCGACGCCAUCACCGAGCGCGAGCGCAAACGCUACGAAGCCGUAUGGGCCUCGAAUAAGGGGCUCUUCGCCAACGGGGAGCCCGGGAGCGAAGGCCGCGUCGUGAACGUCGUGGUGCGGGACUUGUGGAGCCGGAGCCGGCUGCACGCCGACGUGUUGGAGGAGGUUUGGGAGCUGGUCGAUCGCGGGAAGAGCGGCGGCCUGGAGAAGGAGGAGUUCGUGGUGGGCCUGUGGCUGGUGGAUCAGAGGCUGAAGGGGCGGAAGCUGCCGAUUAGGGUCAGCGAGAGCGUAUGGAAGAGUGUUGGGGUGCUGAGUGGGAUCAAGGUUAGGAAGGCCUACAAAUGA